Molecule: messenger RNA, 1744 nt
Organism: Callithrix jacchus (white-tufted-ear marmoset)
Lineage: Eukaryota; Metazoa; Chordata; Mammalia; Primates; Cebidae
Product: PRAME family member 20-like
Biological process (GO): negative regulation of DNA-templated transcription; positive regulation of cell population proliferation; negative regulation of apoptotic process
Cellular component (GO): cytoplasm
Source: RefSeq, a predicted model, not a curated record
AUGAGCAUCCGGACUCCACCCAGACUCCUGGAGCUGGUGGGGCGGAGCCUGCUGAGGGACCAGGCCUUGGCCGUCUGCACCCUGGAGGAGCUGCCCACAGAACUUUCCCCCCCACUGUUCAUGGAGGCCUUUAGCAGGAGAUGCUGUGAGGCCCUGAAGGCGAUGGUGCAGGCCUGGCCCUUCCCCCGCCUCCCUCUGGGGUCCCUGAUGAAGACGCCUUGCCUGGAGACCUUCCAAGCUGUACUCGAUGGGCUUGAUGCACUGCUGACCCAGGGGGUUCGUCUCAGGAGAAGGAAACUUCAAGUCCUGGAUUUACAGGAUGUCAGUGAGAACUUCUGGAUGGUGUGGUCUGAAGCCACGGCCCACAGGUACUUACCAAAUGCCACGAGGAAGAGAAAACCCACUCAGGACUGUCCAGUGAUGAGAGGACAGCAGCGCUUGACUGUGUUCAUAGACCUUUGCCUCAAGAACAGGACUCUGGAUGAAUGCCUCACCUGCCUCUUUCUGUGGGUCAAGCAGAGGGAAGGUUUACUACACCUGUGCUGUAAGAAGCUGAAAGUUUUGGGAACGUCCCUCCACAAAAUCAAAAACAUCCUGAAUAUGGUGAACCCAGGCUGUAUCCAGGAGGUGGAAGUGAAUUGCAGGUGGCAACUGCCCGACCUGGCAGAGUUUACCCCAUACCUGGGCCAGAUGAGGAAUCUUCAUAAGCUGGCUGUCUCCCACAUCGAUGUCCCUCGCUACAUUUCCCCAGAGCAGAAGAAGGAGUUUCUUACUCAGUUCACCUCUCAGUUCCUCAAGCUGCAGCACGUCCAAAAGCUAUAUAUGAACUGUGUUUCUUUCCUCGAAGGCCAUCUGGACCAGCUGCUCAGCUGUCUGAUGACCCCAUUAAAGACCCUUGCAAUAACGAACUGUGUGCUUUCGGAACCAGACUUGAGACAUCUGUCCCAGUCCCCGAGCCUCAGUCAACUAACGACCCUGGACCUGAGUGGCAUCAGCCUGGCCAAUUUGAGUCUUGUGCCUCUCCAACUUCUGCUAGAAAAAGUGGCAGCCACCCUGGAGUACCUGGACUUAGAUGACUGUGGGAUCGAAGACUCCCAAGUCGACGCCAUCCUGCCUGCCCUGAGCCGCUGCUUUGAGCUCACCACCUUCAGCUUUCGUGGCAAUCCCAUCUCCAUGGCCACCCUGGAGAACCUGCUGUCCCACACAAUCAGACUGAACAACUUAUGCCUGGAGCUGUAUCCUGCCCCACGGGAGAGUUACGGUGCUUAUGGUGCUCUCUGCCGGAGGAGAUUCGCCCAACUUGGGGCUGAGCUGAUGGGGAGAGUGAAGGACUUGAGGCAGCCCAAGAGGAUCUCGUUCUGUACUGCCUGCUGCCCUCACUGCGGCCACAGGGCAUUUUAUGCCCUGGAGGUAAAUCAGUGCAACUGUUGAACAUCUGCCUGUUUGGGUGGAUGUAUCAAAUGCUUUCUUCUGGACACUUGGAAACCAAAACUUAGGUCUUAGGUACAUCCUCAAGGGAGCACAGAACCCGUCGUUUCAGACACGGCUCUGAAACUGGAAAAGGAAAUGAACCAGGGGCUGGACUUGGGGGAAACGUUGACAUGGAUUGGAUGGGACUUCGGGGACCUGUGUCCUAUUCAGUCAAAAAUGGGAAUCUGAAUGUCUAGGGUGGAAUUCAGGCUUGAGAAUGCAUGAAGGAGUUAGCCUGGCAUGGAUGGCAAAGAAACAGAAAUAAAGGGAAACU